AGUUUUCAAGUUGGGUGGGUGGGUGGGUGGGUAGGCCGCCCCACCCCCCCGGUGGUCACAUUUUUCACAAGUCUAAAUAUUACCCCGAAAAUUCGGCGGCGAUGGGUUCGAGCGACGGAGUGUACGAAGGAUUUGUGUAUCGAAUUUGCACAGGCGAGGAGUGGGAGGCAAUGCAGAAGAGCGGAAGCAGCUUUGGCCGUGAAGUCGACGCCGCCUCUGGCUAUAUACAUCUCAGCAUGCUCAAUCAGGUUGGAUCGACACUAGAGAAGUUCUUCAUGAAUUUUCGUAAGGACCUAUUCUUGCUGCAAAUUGAUGCUAAGAAGCUUGGAGACGGAUUGAUUUACGAAGCCGUUGAUGACACCAAUGUGUUUCCUCAUUUCUAUGGCCCUUCCCGUAGCUUUAGUCCUCUCCCACUUGAUGCCGUUGUGAAAUCUGAGCAGCUUGUCAUGUCUGAAGGGAAAUUCAGAUGCAGAACGUACUUUAUCAUGCACGGGAAGAUUGCACAGCUCCCACAAUCUGUCAUCCAAUCGUUAUCACUCCAGUUCCAGGGUCGUAUGUCGGAUGGACGAUUGAUACUUGAUUUCUUAUGUGAAAGCUUGAAUGCAAGUUACCUGAGUCCAUUCGUGGAAUCUGUGGGUGCAAAUUUCACGAAUGGGGUAAACUUUGCUAUGAGUGGUUCUUCUAUUAUUCCCACCUCUGAUUUUUUUAGCUUGCAAAACCAAGUGGCUCACUUUGGUAGAUUCAAACGCCGUUCCCUAGAUUUCUUCUCUGAAGAGGACAAAGAUUUACUAGGGAACGAGGAGUUUGAGAAUGGGCUGUAUCUGAUUGACAUAGGACAGAACGACCUUGCCACCGCAUUUGGUAUUCAUACAUAUGAUGAAGUUGUAAAGAGGAUUUCCGCUCUCAUUUCAGAAAUUGAAAACUCCAUGUGGGUCCUUUACCAACAAGGGGCCAGGAAGUUUUGGGUCCACAAUACAGGGCCUCUGGGUUGCUUGCCAGAAAUAUUGGCAAGCAGAAAGUAUUCAGCCAGUGAGCUUGACCAGUAUGGAUGUGUUGUCACUGUUAACAAAGGUGCACGCGCAUUCAACGACGAGCUCCUUCGCCUCUGCAACAAGCUCACCCGCGAAAUGAAGGAUGCCGUAAUAGUAUAUGUGGAUGUACACAACAUCAAAUACGACCUGAUUGCGAAUUCCUCCACCUAUGGUUUUGAGAAUGCCAUAACAGCAUGCUGUGGCUAUGGUGGGGGGCAAUACAACUUCAACUACACCACCCUAUGUGGCGUGCCGGGGUUUGAAGUGUGCGAGAAGAGAUCAGAACACGUAAACUGGGACGGCUUUCACUACACCGAAGCGGCUAACAAGUUUGUUGCCACUCAAAUACUUUCCACUCGCUACUCCUCCCCUCAGCUGGCGCUCGCUGAUGUUUUACUCUCUUCCAUUGCUGCUCCCGCACCCGCGCCUGCUUGAAAAAGUUGAAAAAUGCCCUUUGACAAUUGUAUCAAGUAAUGCUCCCAAUUUUUAAUUUCAAUGCUGGUGCAUCACUCAAAGUUUGGUUCACUUAGGUGAUAUACUCCGUAUUAAGUUUCUACUUCAUCCUAUGAAUAACUUGACUUCUUUUUU
Cuscuta campestris is the source of this 1619-nucleotide messenger RNA. Lineage: Eukaryota; Viridiplantae; Streptophyta; Magnoliopsida; Solanales; Convolvulaceae. The record is from the annotation of a GenBank genome assembly.